This is a messenger RNA of Bombina bombina (fire-bellied toad), 840 nucleotides long. RefSeq names its product whey acidic protein-like. The record is from RefSeq and is a predicted model, not a curated record. Bases 65 to 691 code for a protein of 208 amino acids. NCBI's taxonomy places the organism in Eukaryota, Metazoa, Chordata, Amphibia, Anura, Bombinatoridae. Gene Ontology annotation, biological process: innate immune response; antibacterial humoral response. Gene Ontology annotation, cellular component: extracellular region. Gene Ontology annotation, molecular function: peptidase inhibitor activity. The transcript has 6 exons.
CACAAGGGAGUUUUCCUAUCGGCUUUAAAGGAAGGGAGCAGGUACAAGCAAUGCAGGUGACAUCAUGCAAGUCACAGAGAAGGUCGUGCUUCUGCUCCUGCUCAUUUCACAGUGCAGUUGUCGUCUUUUUAAUGGUUUAACCAAACAAGGAGUUUGUCCUCCUGCCCGAUUUACUACUCAAGUAAGUGAUGGGGCCAAAUGGUGCAAUUACGACCUUGACUGUGCAGGAAACAAGAAAUGUUGUGUACACAACAGGGGGAAAGUAUGCAAGCCCCCAGCUGCUGUCAGACCAGGAAUAUGUACACAACCAGUGAGUGUAAUAAAGAAUUGUGAUGAUAAAUGCACGUCUGACAGUGAGUGCGCCCCUAACUUGAAAUGCUGCUUCUUAAAAUGUGGACUCGAUUGUGUGGCACCUGCAGGAGUGAUUCCUGGAUUUUGUCCCCCUGCCCCUCCUAAUAUUGGCAUCUGUCUCCUUCCUUGCAAACAAUGCCCAUAUGGUAAAAAGUGCUGUCCAAAGAAUUGCAGGGAUGAGUGUGUACCCACAGUUCCUGAAAAGCCAGGUAGAUGCCUCCUCAACAGUAUUUUCUGUGUCCGAGCAAGCCACCAAAUGUGUUCCGGGGACAAUACAUGCCCAGGAGAUGAAAAAUGUUGCUCCUAUAUGUGUGGGAGUUCGUGUUUACCAGUCAUGUAAGCUGAAACUAAUUCUCAGUAGGACUCAUGGAAAUGCAUUAUUAUCCGAUUCAUAUAAUUCUGCUGUGAUGCCCAAUGGUGAGAGUUGGAACUUGGCAGCCUUUGAUUUGAAAGCUCUUCGUAACAAAAAUAAAAUGUACUUGAAAUAAA